Messenger RNA from Bacillus rossius redtenbacheri, 1089 nucleotides. Its product is annotated as lipase member H-like. Gene Ontology annotation, biological process: lipid catabolic process. NCBI's taxonomy places the organism in Eukaryota, Metazoa, Arthropoda, Insecta, Phasmatodea, Bacillidae. The transcript has 7 exons. Bases 36 to 977 code for a protein of 313 amino acids. The record is from RefSeq and is a predicted model, not a curated record. Gene Ontology annotation, molecular function: lipase activity.
CUUAGUGGCAUACUUGACGCCUCCUAUAAAAGGAGAUGACCAUAAAGCUCAUUACAACCAAAAUGUCACCCAUCGUAGCAGUUCUUUUGCUGGGAGCAGCUUUGUCUGCCGGGACUCAAGCUUCGCCGGCUGCACUGAACGAGGCCAGGGCAGCUGAAAAUGUAAGAUUUCUGCUGUUCACAAAACAAAACCCAUCUUCAGCGACGGUCGUGACAACAGGCGUGGCCUCGUCUCUGGGACACUUCAACGCCAAUCACGAAACUAAGUUCAUCAUUCAUGGCUUCCUUUCCGAUGAGAACAGUAUGAACGAUGUGAAAAAUGGCUUCCUGCGAGCGGGCAAGGACUUCAACCUGAUCGUGGUGGACUGGUCCGUGUCGGCCAACAGCCUGACCGCCCAGGCGUCCACGCCGGCAGUCGGCACGGCCGUGGCCGAGUUCAUCAAGUUCCUGGUGACCAAGGGGCUGCGCACCUCCGCCACGGAGCUGGUGGGCUUCAGCCUGGGAGCGCACGUGGCCGGCAUCGCCGCCAACCGCUACAAGGGCGGGCGCAUCGCCCGCAUCACCGGUCUUGACCCGGUCGGUCGUCGGUUCGAGAACGUGGCGCUGGAGAACAGGCUGGACUCCAGCGACGCAGAGUUCGUGCAGAUCAUCCACACCAACGGCAACUUCAUCGGCUGGCCGACGGCCCUGGGGCACGUCGACUUCUUCCCCAACGACGGCAACAAGCAGUACGGCUGCGGCAUCGACGCUACAGGUGUGUGCAGCCACAUGCGCGCCGUGGCCUUCUACGCCGAGUCCACCCACACUGCGACCGGCUUCUACGGCACCAAGUGCACCAGCUGGACAAACUACGUGGACGGACACUGCAAGGGCGGCCAGAGCGAGAUCAUGGGCGCCUACACCCCCUCCAGUGCCCGAGGUUCCUACUAUCUGUGGACGAAGAACAGCUCACCUUACGCUUUGGGGAAGCAGAAUUGACUCUUUAGAGUUUAAAAAUUUUCCAGGUCCAAGCGGAAAUAAUUUUACCGAAUUUAAUAAAAAAAACUGUAACGGAUCAUUGAAAAUAAAUAAACUGUGUUGAAGAAUUUUA